Messenger RNA from Oryza brachyantha (malo sina), 2220 nucleotides. Its product is annotated as pyruvate decarboxylase 1. The transcript has 6 exons. The record is from RefSeq and is a predicted model, not a curated record. Gene Ontology annotation, molecular function: magnesium ion binding; carboxy-lyase activity; thiamine pyrophosphate binding. Lineage: Eukaryota; Viridiplantae; Streptophyta; Magnoliopsida; Poales; Poaceae. Bases 126 to 1961 code for a protein of 611 amino acids.
UCACAACCAAAAACCUCGUACAAUUUCAGCUAAGCAUCAGGCAACACAGUGUCACAGUCUAACACAAGUCAAGCGUUCUCAUCGAGUCAAACCGCCUCACGACUGCCACCUCGUUUGCGCGCGCCAUGGAGCUUGCCCUGGUUGGCAACCCCGUGAACGGCUCGGCGAAGCCGUCGUGCAACUCCGUCGGCUCGCUGCCCGUCCCCAGCUCCAACGCCGUCAUCCACUCGCCGGUGACCAGCGCGGCGGGCGCCACGCUCGGCAGGCACCUCGCCAGGCGCCUCGUGCAGAUCGGCGCCACCGACGUGUUCGCCGUCCCCGGGGACUUCAACCUCACCCUGCUCGACUACCUCAUCGCCGAGCCCGGGCUGAAGCUCAUCGGCUGCUGCAACGAGCUCAACGCCGGGUACGCGGCCGAUGGCUACGCCAGGGCCCGCGGCGUCGGCGCGUGCGCCGUCACGUUCACCGUCGGCGGGCUCAGCGUGCUCAACGCCAUCGCCGGCGCCUACAGCGAGAACCUCCCCGUGAUCUGCAUCGUCGGGGGGCCCAACUCCAACGACUACGGCACCAACCGCAUCCUGCACCACACCAUCGGCCUGCCGGACUUCUCCCAGGAGCUCCGCUGCUUCCAGACCAUCACCUGCUACCAGGCCGUCAUUAACAACCUCGACGACGCGCACGAGCAGAUCGACACCGCCAUCGCGACGGCACUACGGGAGAGCAAGCCCGUGUACAUCAGCGUGGGCUGCAACCUGGCAGGCCUCUCCCACCCAACGUUUAGCCGCGAGCCAGUGCCCCUGUUCAUCUCACCAAGGUUGAGCAACAAGGCGAACUUGGAGUACGCCGUCGAGGCAGCGGCGGACUUCCUGAACAAGGCGGUGAAGCCGGUGAUGGUCGGCGGGCCAAAGAUCCGGGUGGCCAAGGCGAAGAAGGCGUUCGCCGGCGUCGCGGAGUCGAGCGGGUACCCGUUCGCGGUCAUGCCGUCCGCCAAGGGUCUGGUGCCGGAGCACCACCCGCGGUUCAUCGGCACGUACUGGGGCGCCGUGAGCACCUCCUUCUGUGCCGAGAUCGUCGAGUCCGCCGACGCCUACCUCUUCGCCGGCCCGAUCUUCAACGACUACAGCUCCGUCGGCUACUCCCUCCUGCUCAAGCGGGAGAAGGCCGUCAUCGUGCAGCCCGACCGCGUGGUGGUCGGCAACGGCCCGGCGUUCGGCUGCAUCCUCAUGACGGAGUUCCUCGACGCGCUCGCCAAGCGCCUCGAGCACAACACGACGGCGUACGACAACUACCGCCGCAUCUUCAUCCCCGACCGCGAGCCGCCCAACGGCCAGCCCGACGAGCCGCUCAGGGUCAACAUCCUCUUCAAGUACAUCAAGGAGAUGUUGUCCGGCGACACCGCCGUCAUCGCCGAGACCGGCGACUCGUGGUUCAACUGCCAGAAGCUCAGGCUCCCCGAGGGCUGCGGGCUGGUCAUUCCAAACAGGUACGAGUUCCAGAUGCAGUACGGCUCGAUCGGGUGGUCCGUCGGCGCGACGCUCGGCUACGCACAGGCGGCGCAGGACAAGCGCGUCAUCUCCUGCAUCGGCGACGGAAGCUUCCAGAUGACGGCGCAGGACGUGUCGACGAUGCUGCGGUGCGGGCAGAAGAGCAUCAUCUUCCUCAUCAACAACGGCGGGUACACCAUCGAGGUGGAGAUCCACGACGGCCCGUACAACGUCAUCAAGAACUGGGACUACACCGGCCUCAUCGACGCCAUCCACAACUCCGACGGCAACUGCUGGACAAAGAAGGUCCGGACUGAGGAGGAGCUGAGAGAGGCGCUCGCGACGGCGACGGGCGACAAGAAAGACUGCCUCUGCUUCAUCGAGGUGAUCGUGCACAAGGAUGACACGAGCAAAGAGCUUCUCGAGUGGGGAUCCAGGGUCUCGGCUGCCAACAGCAGGCCGCCGAAUCCCCAGUGAUCUUUGCCAUCGCGCAACUCGAAUGAAUGUGAUGGUCUGCCAAAUGUCCGAGAUAUUUACUGCUUAUUAUCGUCUGUUAAUUAAUUGGUCGAUGCGUCUGCAUCGUGUCAAAUCUACUUAGCAAAGAGGUUGAAUUAGUACAUGUCGACGGGGGCUACCUGUCCUAUGAUUAUGCUUGUUAUUCAAAUGCUUGGAAUUAAUGUUUUGUAAACAUGUAAUGUAUUGCGAUGCAAUAACAUGGAUGGUUACAAGGAGAAGA